AUGAUGCACCGCCCCCAACACAACACCCCCAAACAGCCCCCGUAUCCAACUCACUUCCUUCCACACGCACACCACCCUCCCAGACACACUCAUAUCUUGGCUUCUUCUCUCGUCACCCCCACUUCUCCCCCCCUGCACGCCAUCUCUCCUUGCAGGGAUGUGAGCUACAACGAUCUGUCAGGGCCCAUCCCACCAUCCUUGGCAAACCUUCCUGCGCUCGACAAUGUGUAA
This is a messenger RNA of Closterium sp. Yama58-4, 231 nucleotides long. The record is from the annotation of a GenBank genome assembly. NCBI's taxonomy places the organism in Eukaryota, Viridiplantae, Streptophyta, Zygnematophyceae, Desmidiales, Closteriaceae.